Metarhizium brunneum ARSEF 3297 is the source of this 1644-nucleotide messenger RNA. RefSeq lists its product as uncharacterized. The record is from RefSeq and is a predicted model, not a curated record. Gene Ontology annotation, cellular component: cytosol. Gene Ontology annotation, molecular function: fructose-2,6-bisphosphate 2-phosphatase activity; ATP binding; 6-phosphofructo-2-kinase activity. Gene Ontology annotation, biological process: fructose 2,6-bisphosphate metabolic process; fructose metabolic process. NCBI's taxonomy places the organism in Eukaryota, Fungi, Ascomycota, Sordariomycetes, Hypocreales, Clavicipitaceae.
AUGGACACAUUAUUAACUGCCGAGAUCGCGGCCAACGCCCCGCGGUACCGCCGCAAGAGUUCUACCUUUAUUGACGGUAUUCAUGAUGUGACAGAAAAUGACAACAUGGCACCCGCCCAGCUGUACAGUACCAUGUCCGGCAGGCUGUUUCACUCGGGGCGCAUUGCCAUCGUCAUGGUUGGGCCCCCGGCUCGCGGCAAGACGCACAUCUGUGUCUCUUUGGCGCGAUACUUGCAGUGGCUCGGCGUCAAGACGCGCAUCUUUCAUCUUGGGGACUACCGGCGGGCUACUAUUGGCCCAGAAGGUGCGGUCCCCGAGGACUACUUCUUCCCCGAUGCAUCUCCAUCAUCCGUUAUUCUGCGUCAGAAAAUUUUGAAGAAGUGCCGGGAAGACAUUUACGCCUGGCUGAAUCAUGAAAAUGGCCAAGUGGCAAUCUAUGAUGCCGUGAACCCAACGGCUAGCGGUCGCCGAUCUCUUGCCAAGGAGCUGGGCAAACACGAUGUUCAGACGCUGUUUAUUGAAUCAUUUGUAGACGAUGAGCGUAUUCUCCGUGAGAACGCUAGAAAUGUCAAAAUUUCAUCUCCAGACUUCGCGGGGAUGGACCCCGAUGAGGCCGCCAAACUGUACCUCAAAAGAAUCGAAAUGAGAAUCCCCGUAUUCGAAACCAUGAAUGAAGCAGAGCUCAACUACAUUAAAAUGAUCAACGCCGGCGCAAAGUUCUUCUACAACAACGUCAGCUUCAACUACCUCUCCCACAGGAUCGUCUUCUACCUCACCAACCUUCACAUCAAAUCAAGAACCACCUUCUUCGUCCGCGCCGGCACCACGGAGGAAGAGGAUUCCUACAAGGCGGACGCACCGCUAUGUGAACUGGGCAAAACAUAUGCACAGAGAAUGUCCGAGACGCUCCUCAAGCACCGCCAACAAGAACACGCGGAGCGCAUGGAGAAGAGCGAGGGCCAGCAGACCCCCCUGAGACCGCUCACCGUGUGGACGUCUACGCGAAUGAGAACGGUCCAGACGGCUGAUUACCUCAAAGACAAGGGCUACAAGGUUCGCCUGCGCUCGCAGAUGAGCCAGAUCAACCCCGGUGUUUGUGAGAACAUGCCGGAGCAUAUGAUUCGCAAGAUUUAUCCCGAGGAAGCUGAGAAGCGUGAUCUGGACCCAUAUCACCACAGAUAUCCUCGAGCAGAGUCCUACCAUGACCUAGCCGUACGUCUGGAGCCAAUCAUCCUCGAGCUCGAGCGCGAACAAAACGACCUGCUCAUUAUCGCGCACGAAUCCGUCCUCCGCGUCCUCUACGCCUAUCUCAUGCACUGUUCCACGAUGGAAAUUCCCAACCUCAAGUUUCCCCGCGACGAGAUCAUUGAGAUCAUUCCCGCUGCGUACCAAAAUGAGGCCAAACGUAUCCAUAUUCCCGGCCUCGAUCCCAAAUUGCUGCCUGGAUCACCGGAUAUCGUGCAGUCUCCGGUGCAAGGCAUCAGCAUCCCGGCGAGUGGAGCAGGCAGCAUCCCCGGCAGUGGUCAGAUGAGUCCCAUUGCAGGCGGUAUGAGCACUCCCUCUAUGCCGUUGGAGCGGCCACCUGAGAAGGUGAUUAAUACGGCCAAGGACAUGGUGGCAGACAAGGUGGACGAUGAGGAUUGA